Molecule: messenger RNA, 1702 nt
Organism: Thunnus maccoyii (southern bluefin tuna)
Lineage: Eukaryota; Metazoa; Chordata; Actinopteri; Scombriformes; Scombridae
Product: glutaredoxin domain-containing cysteine-rich protein 2
Exons: 5
Coding region: 1-753 (250 amino acids)
Biological process (GO): sensory perception of sound
Source: RefSeq, a predicted model, not a curated record
AUGGAGGAACUCCAGAGAAAACUGAAUCAACGCUAUGAAGGCACCAAGCCCAGAAAGGUCAGGUUCAAGCUGGCAUCGUCCUACAGUGGUCGGGUCCUGAAGCACGUGUAUGAGGACGGUCAGGAGCUGGACAGUCCAGAGGAGAAAUACCCUCACAGCUUCGUCCACCGCAAGAUCCCACCCAGUCACCUUGAGAUGGAGCAGCUCUGUGGAUUUGAGGAUGCUCAUGGGGACCAACAGGGUGUCUAUCCUCCAACAGGGCUCAUUGCCCAGAGGAUAAACGUGUACAGAGGAAUGGGAAGCUACAAGCCUGCUGCAGGCAAGACUGACGAAGCAGAUGGAGAUGCCAAAUCCUCAGUGUUGGACUUCGGCAAGAUAAUCAUCUACACCAGCAAUCUGCGCAUCAUCAGAGCACCACCGAGGAAGCCUGAAGCUUUGCGGCACCAUGUAGUGCCCCCUGUGGACUUGGAGGGAUACCCAAAGGCCAGGGAGAGGGGGAGCAGGAGGAGGGCUAAAGCGCUUUGUACACAGGAGGGAGAGGAGAAGGAGGAGAAACAGAUCAGCAACACAGACACCAAGGAGGCCGACAGCUGCCAGCAUUGUGGCGGUUCAGGCUGCGCUCCAUGCUCUCUGUGUCACGGUAGCAAGCUGUCCAUGCUGGCCAACCGCUUCAAUGAGUCCAUCAGUGAUCUGCGUUGCCAGGCCUGCUACCCCCAUGGUCUGGAGAAAUGCCAGUCCUGCUCCAGCAAAUAGCAGCAUUUGGCUGACAUCCAUGCUUGGCAUACAGAGAGUGAAUGAGAGAAUGAGAGUGUGUAGCUAUGAGUAAGAGUGUGUCCGAUGCGCUAUCGGUUUGUCAGAAUUGUCUCAGCGGCAAUAUUGCUCUAAUCCAAAAUGUUCUUGGUGGGGUGUUUCGAAGCACUACUAGGAAACAUAAGCCAUCAUUGGAAAGGGGAAUUGUGACUGUGCAGCAGGCACAAAAUCAUAAAAUACAAUUACUGUGUGCAGUGAACAUGGCUUGUGAUAACACAAACACAUAAUCACUUUUUUGUUGUCACAUUAUUUUGCAUCUGUGCCCCUCUCCUUGAUAAAAACCUUGGUUCUACAACGGAGUUAUCAUUUAAAUUAAAGUGAUGCAAACAUUUUGCAUUCAUUUUAUCUACUGGUAAGCUGCCUUAUUCCUAUCUCCCUUCUCUGUUCACCGGAGAGAAUGAAGCCUUUUAUAUCUCAGCAUGAUGUACUGUAUGAGGAUAAUUGAUGCUUUCAUUUUUUUUUGUUUCAAAACAGAAGGAAAAGAGUCUGAGAUGGAAAAAGAGAAAAUGAAAUACAGACCAAGUGAGAGAUCAGAGUGAGCAAGACAAAAAGAGACUGUUUAAUAAAUGGUAACAGCAUAAAUGAUGAGAUUAUAAUUAAAGUGCACCCCACCAUGACAUGGAUAAAUGCACUACUGCUUUGAGAAAGGUGGUAGCGUGAUGCAGAAGCAGUGUUUAGCCAUGUGAAUUCAAACUGACCGUAGCAACAACAUUUUUACACCACAUUUCAAGCCUACAGAGUAUAAAUAUAUCAAUUUUGGGUGGACUAUCACUUUAAUAACUUUUCACUUGUGAAAGAGGUAAAGAUGAGAUAGAGAUAAGAAGACAAAGGAGAACCAUUAAAUAGAUGACAGCAGUACUGUAGGCCAGUUUAGGUGGUUAAAUGAUGUGAU